AUGCCACAGAAUCCAGGUGAAGAAAUUGUUAGAUUACCUCAAAUGGAUUCAAUCAACACUCAGCUAGAACACACUGAAGAGACCAAUGUCAAUGGACCUGAAAUUGCAGAACCAAUGGAGUUAAAUGACAAUCAAGCACCACCAGCAGAAAAUCAAGACAUGGCUCAAGCACAAGAAGUAGCAGAUCCAGAACCAAACUUGGAACUAAGAAGAUCACAAAGGCAAAGAAAACCUGCCUGA
Molecule: messenger RNA, 240 nt
Organism: Prunus armeniaca (apricot)
Lineage: Eukaryota; Viridiplantae; Streptophyta; Magnoliopsida; Rosales; Rosaceae
Source: the annotation of a GenBank genome assembly